Ceutorhynchus assimilis (cabbage seed weevil) is the source of this 1608-nucleotide messenger RNA. NCBI's taxonomy places the organism in Eukaryota, Metazoa, Arthropoda, Insecta, Coleoptera, Curculionidae. The record is from the annotation of a GenBank genome assembly.
AGGAUAGCUGUUAUCUGUCAUUUCAUUUGCCGCCAUUUACAACAGCUGAUCAAAUCAAAUGUUUGAUUGAACUCAACGUGACUCAACACAAACUAAACAAACUUUUUUUCUUAUUUUGUAUAAUUUUUGGUUGGAUUUGUUUUGUCCAUUCAUAGAGCUUGUUUUGGCACAAAUGUUCCAAAUUUACAAUUAUUCUAUUAUUCUCUAAAAGUAACGAAUCCUUCCCUCGGAAUGUCCGGCGAUAGCCUAUUAUCCAUCCGCAAUUACUUGAAAAAUAAAAUUUUCAAUAAUCAAGUAUAUUUGGGCAAUGAAAAACAAAGAAAUAGGGUGCUCGAAUUAUUACAGAGGACUGCUGAACAGGGAGAAUCGAAUUCUAUGUUGCUUAUCGGACCCAAAGGCUCUGGAAAAACUAAGUUAGUCAACAGCGUCCUCAAGGACCUCCAAGCAAACCAGAAAACCUUCAAUGAUGACUGUAUCAUAGUGAAACUUCAUGGAUUAUUACACACCAAUGAUAGAUUGGCUCUAAAAAGUAUCACAUUUCAAAUGAAUUUGGACAAUGCCGUCGAUGGUAAAGUAUUUGGCAGUUUUGCUGAAAACUUGGCUUUUUUGUUGGCGUGUUUGAAAACAGGCGAGAAGCAUACAUCAAAGAGUGUAAUUUUUAUAUUGGAAGAGUUUGACCUGUUUUGUGGUCACCAUAAUCAAACACUGUUGUAUAAUUUGUUUGAUAUUUCCCAGAGUGCUCAAGCUCCUAUAUGUGUACUAGGUAUAACGUGUCGAAUUGAUGUAAUCCAAUUAUUAGAGAAAAGAGUAAAAUCUCGAUUUUCUCACAGACAAAUGUUUCUUUAUCCUGGACCAGAAGAAAAUUCUGAAAUUUCAGAUUUAGAUUUUGCUUUAGAUAGACUGAAAUAUUAUUUGGAAAUACCAUUGUCAGAGAAAAAUUUAGCCAAAACCAGCAGUACCGUAAAGAAGAAAUGGAACACCAGUAUUCAAACAUUACUCAAUGAUAAAAAGUUUAAGAAUAUAAUUCAAAGACUGACGGACUUAGAGUUAAAUGAAAAUAUAUUGAAGUUAAUUUUGGCUAAAUGUGUUUUUGCCCUAAAUAAUAAAAACCAGAUUUUAACUGUUCAACAGUUUGAAAAAGAACUAAAUCUGUUAGAAAAAGACGACAUGGUCAAAAUUCUCCAAGACUUGAGCUUUCUAGAGUUGUGUCUGAUAGUAGCCAUGAAACACCAGUGCGAUAUUUACGAUAAUAAUCCAAUGAAUUUCGAAAUGAUUUUUACACGUUAUGUGAAAUUUGCUAACAAACAUUCCAGUAUGCAGAGUGUGCAGAGACCAGUUGUUAUGAAGGCUUUUGAACAUAUUGAAAAGCUGGAAUUAAUUUCCAUGAUAGGUCAUCAGGGAAAAAAGGAAUAUCGUUUUUUCAAGCUCCUAGUGACUCCACACCAGAUAUCUGAGGCCAUCAGUAGGUCUUCAGGUGUGCCUACAGAAAUUGUACAAUGGUCUAACAGUUCUUUGGCUUAGUUUAGAAAUUUAAAAAAAAAAAAAUGAGAAAUGGUUUCUCGAACAAAUGUAAUGCUAAGUAUAGUUUUAAUUUUGUAAUACAAAAUU